Messenger RNA from Gadus morhua (Atlantic cod), 3709 nucleotides. RefSeq names its product family with sequence similarity 13 member B (gene fam13b). The transcript is spliced from 20 exons. The record is from RefSeq and is a predicted model, not a curated record. Lineage: Eukaryota; Metazoa; Chordata; Actinopteri; Gadiformes; Gadidae. Gene Ontology annotation, biological process: signal transduction. Bases 420 to 2888 code for a protein of 822 amino acids.
ACGUCAUCACGUCAUCGUCACGUCCUCGCAACGACCUGCAGACGGAAUCCUUGUCGGAGCAAAAACAGGAACUGCUAUAUUAGUAUAUACAGUAGACGUUUAGAUAUAUCUAAAUUAAGUGUGUGGACCAUCAGUCUCUUUGCUAUGUCCUCUAUGUCUCUGUCUACAUUAACCCACCCCGCCAUGUCCUCAUCGUUGUGAUCUCCUCCUAAAGAUCUCCUUCCUGAAGCUCACCGUCCUGUUGGGUAUCUCCUGUAGAGCGUGUCCUUGUGAGGGAUCAUCAGUCUGUCAAUGAGGAACUACCGGCUCAUCUUCUGCCACAACCUGAAGCAGCCAUAGACCGUCUCUGAGGAGCUCUGGACUACAGUUACAAGACGUCUCCUUAGGGUUGGGGUGGUGAGGAGGAGGAGGAGGACACCAUGAGAAAGAGUGUGUCUUGGUUGCCAGGCAGCGAGGGCGUUAGGUCAUCCACCCAGGUGUUUGGGGUGGCCCUGGAGGAAGUCACGCACACGCGAACGUCGUGUGGACAAGAUGUCCCCCUGCUGGUGCAUCACAUCGUGCAGUACAUCGAGGACCACGGGCGUCUGGACCUGGAGGGCCUGUUCCUGGUCAAUGGUAACGCAGAGCGAGUGGAUUGGCUGCGGCAGCGCUAUGACAGCGGUGAAGGGGUGGAGCUUGAGGAGGAGGCGGAUCUGGCGGCGGCCGUCAGUCUGCUGAGACUCUUCCUGCAGGAGUUACCUGAGCCACUGGUCGCCAUAGAGAUACAGACGCACCUGCUCAGCCUCCACCAAGACUACAGCAGUGAGGAGGAGGUCUUCCGCCACAUGAAGUUCCUCCUCCAGCAGCUCCCCCAGCUGAGCUACGGACUCCUCCGCUUCCUGCUCCGCUUCCUGGGCCGCGUGGCGUCGGUGCAGCGGGAAGCCUGGCCCCCCGGGGCCCUGGCCACCGUCUUUGGCCCCGACAUCUUCCAUCUGUGGACGGGGGGGGAGGACCCCCGGGGCCAGGAGGCACUCAGCCGGGUGGUGACGGACCUGCUGCAGCACCAGGACGGCCUGUUCGACUCGGACGACGACGACGACCUUUCCUCCACCAACGACCACAGCUCCACCAACGAGCAGGAGGAUGAUAGACUUGAUGCUCAGGGGGAGGAGCUUCCUCGGGACCCUGAGGAGAUGUUCCACAGUGGAGAGAGGGCCCACGGUUGCUAUGGCGAUGAAGAGGAUGGUCCCUGUGCUGCUGAUGGGGAAACCCUGCUGGUCCAGGAGGACAGGGGUUUUGGCACCGCCCUAGAGGACAACGGCAGUAUGGACACGCGCCUUCAAGAGGCCAACAUCGGUCGGGGCGGCCCGGGCUUUGAACAGAUGGACCAUAGCAGCACCAUCGACCUGAGCCCCUCCCCCUGCAACCAGAGCUCCUCCCACUGCGACCAGAACGCCAACAGGAGAGACCUUGACCCAUGUGGACCAGAAGGAGGCCACUCCAAACUACAGCUUUUCCCCGGCAGCGGGCUGGAAGAUCCGGUGCCGGCCUAUCAGAGGUGGCAGGAGGAUGGUGGGGGAGGGGAGGCCCAGCUCUCCCCCCUGGCCAGUCGUAUGCUCCCCAUACCGUCGCCCUCCCUGGACGGGGAGGAGUCCUGCUCCUCCUCCUCCUCCUCCUCCCACCACCACCUGCUGGCCAAGCGCUUCCUGGACUUCGGGGCCCACAGCACCCGACGCUUCCUGAUGCACGAGCCCGACCUGUUCCACCCCUCCAGGAGCCACAGGCCGCGGCGUGCGUCCUUUAGCUCCAAGGAGGCGCUCCGGGCCAGCGACGCCAGCGCCCACCAGCUCUCCAAGAAGCUGCAGCACCUGAAGAAGAAGAUGAAGCAGUUUGAAGAGCAGUUUGAAAGGGAGAGGAAUUACAAGCCUUCUCAUGGAGAUAAGGCAGCAAACCCAAAAGUCCUCAAGUGGAUGACAGACCUGACCAAACUCCGCAGGCAGAUUAAAGAUGCCAGACACCGUGCUGAGAGUGAAGGCCACAACCGUCCCCGGAGCAACACUCUGCCCAAGAGCUUUGGGUCCACGCUCGAGCAGGACACCGCGGCCGAGGGGAAGGGCCACCGGCCCACCAGAGAGGAGACCCUGGAGCUGGUCCAGUGGCGGCUGAGGGGGAGGAAGCAGGACGAAGGCUGGCCCGACGACAUCAAGAAAAUGACGAAGGAGCAGCUGAGCUGUGAGAAGACGGCUCUGCAGAAGAACCUGCUGCACUAUGAAGGCCUGCACGGACGGCCUGUUUCCAAGUCUGAGCGUUCGGUGGUGAAGCCGUUGUACGAUCGCUACAUUCUGGUGAAACAGAUGCUAACCAGAGCUAGCCUCGUACCGCUUACAGUAUCGCCCUCCAGUAAGAGGCGGGGCCAAACUCUACAGCCAAUCAUUGAAGGAGAAACGGCUCAUUUCUGUGAUGAGCUCAAGGACGGUGUGGAGGAGGAAGGAGAGAGGAGAGAAGGCGAGACGCCCAGCUCACAGAUCAUCAUGACCCUUGACCCCACCCCCUUAACUGACAGGCCAAUCCAAGGAGACAACUCGUGUGAUGACCAGAGUGAUCGGCCAAUUAUUGACAGGAACAAAAUGGAGGAGGAGUCUGGAAAGACGGACCACCGGCUGUCUGCCCACUCCUCCAGCAUUCCAGAGUUGGUGGAGCAGCUAUGGAAGGCUCGAUCAGAGAAGAAGAGGCUUCGGUCGACCAUUAAAGAGUUUGAGGAGGAUUUCUACCAACACCACGGCAGGCGGGUGCAGAAGGAGGAGCGGGCCGCCUUAUUGGACGAGUACCGAGAAUACAAGAGGAUCAAGGCAAAGCUCCGCCUCCUGGAGGUCCUCAUCAGUAAACAAGACUCCUCCAAAUCCAUAUAGCCCCGCCCCCUGGACUAGCCCUGCCCCUGGACCCCUGCCAAUAAUCCAGCCGGAGCCUCCACUAGCCCCUCCCCUGGGACUUGCCCCGCCCCCGGGAAGAGAGCCGCCAUUUGUCAUUCGUUUUUUUUAAACGGUGUGAUGUAGAUAAGAUGAUGUUGAACGAAAUUGCUCAACCACUGAUCCUAACAUGUUAAUAUAACAUGUUAAUAUAACUGUUGAUAUUCCUACGAGCACUACUAGCUAUCCAUGUAUAUACAAGUAUUUUAUAUUAGUAGAUGUACGUGUAUAUGUAUACGUAUGUAUAUGUACAUACAUGUAUACAUGUAUGUUUGUAUGUACAUAUACAAAUGUAUGUAUUUAUAUAUAUAUGUGUAUGAAUAUAUAUGUGCGUAGUUAUAUAUGUGUGUAAAUAUUUAUGUAUAAACACAGGAAGGAAGUAAUCCCUGAAAUGUUUAAAUUAUUCCACAUUCAAACGUUUGUUCCAUUGUAUCUGUCGCUUCAUUUGUACUUUUCUACCUUUAAUUUGACUAAGCAGAAUCGACCAAUACAAUGCGUAACAUAACUAGCAUUCACACAUACAAGCCUACCAGUUAAUUUAGCUGCAGUAGGCUGCAGCCAGUUAGCUGUGAUGGCUAUGUUUGUCCACUUUAUCAGUUUUCUGUGCGGUAGUAAUUAAUGAGUUCAGAUGUGUAAUUAGCCUGCAUUACGCAACAUAGCACCUACUCAAUAGUAUGAGGAACAUUUAUAUUAUUGGUGAAUAAUAAGCAAUAAUAUGAAAAAUCACUUUAAUAUGCCUCUAAAUAAACCUGUAUGUGAAGGCU